AAAAAAAGAAGGAAAAAAACGCCUCUAUGAUUAAGACAUCCUAAUCUUCUGACAGGGACGAACCUGGGCCGACCCAGAAGGUGUUUUCGAUGGGUUCUUUCAUGGGCCUUUUCCGGCCCAAAAUGAUGUCAUCGUCUCUCUCUCUCUCUCCUUGGAAACCACCUGAAGGAAAAAAAAACCUGACCUUUGGACAGUUCUAGAGCCAAUUAUCGUUCAAUCUGAGCGCACUGGAAGAGAGGAAUACUAUGAAUGAAGAGCAUCGCCAACUUUAUCACUCGCAAUCCCAAGUGUACAUGGCAUUACCGAUACCACCUGAACACAAAUCUGGAAUAUAUGCUUUCUCGCUCACCAAUGAGCUUUUUCCAAAUUCGACCAUGGCGAUAAAUACGACGCCAUCACGAAACCCAAGAUCUAUUCCUUAUCCUCGCAGGAUAAAACCCACAAAUGCUCAGUUUCCAUUUAUGGUACAAAAAGAUGAUACCUUUAUGCUUCUGAUGAAUUCUGCAUCUUUUUCUCCCUUCCACUGUGAGCCGCUGCCUGAUCAUCCCUACUAUGGCUUUUUAUCAUUUAUUACGAUCCGAAGAUGGAGAUUAAUGGGAAUCUCACAAUAGUUAAAGUGCAAGAUGACCACGAUCUCUGAUCGAGAUUCUGUCUUAACCCAGAACGUAAAGAACAGGUAACGUUACAGAAGCUCUUUCUGCUUUCCGUUUCAUUGUUUCUCCGUUUGGAAUCUUUUGUCACUUGGAAAGAGAGGACAAACCCUGUUUCAGUUCCCACCGAAAACGGGUGUACUAAAAGCAAGAGAUAUGGGGAAAAGAAGGGAAUCAAAUCGUACGAUAUGGUGUAGAUAUUUGCAGAAAGAGGUCGGCGACUCGAGAUUACAGAAGCGAAUGACAUAUAUGGAGAGAUGCAACUUGGUUGAUUCUGCAUGCUAGGCAAGAACCUCUGCAUUCAUCAGAAUCUGAAUUCCAUAGUUUAGAGAGCGCCAAAGGGCAGAUUACUGGGGAGGGACAUUAACUUACCAGGAAAAGAUUCCAUAUAUGCAACAUCAUCUAACUCUAUAAAUAGCUUCAUAUCUUAUCGAAACCAAAACAUACAGAUACUCUCAAGUCCUUCUGCUCUGUCUCCUGCAUUCCCUUUUAAGACAUAUAUACAGACAGAGAUGGAGAGCAUCAGAGGUUUAGUAGCAGAAAAACCAGUGGUGGUAUUCAGCCGGAGCUCUUGCUGCAUGAGCCACUCCAUCCAGUCGCUCAUAUCAGGAUACGGGGCAAAUGUGACGGUCUACGAGCUUGAUCAAAUGUCUAACGGUCAGGAGAUCGAAAAGGCUUUGUCCUCACAGUUAGGGUGCAAGCCGACUGUUCCAGCUGUGUUCAUAGCUCAGCAGCUCGUUGGCGGUGCCAACCAGGUGAUGUCUCUCCAAGUCAAGAAUCAGCUUGCCCCCUUGCUCAGAAAAGCCGGUGCCAUUUGGAUUUGAGUUCUCUAAAGAGAGACGGGGAUGAGGUUUCGGCUUUUUCUUUUUUGGGGAGUUUCCGGUCUCCAUGUCUAAUUCGCACAAUUUUUACCAACAAGUGCAAAUCUAUGUAAGGUUUUUCAACUUGUGUUCUGUUCUUAGUUAGCUCUACUAGUCAUGCCAAUCUAUGUAAGCUGAAAAACGUAUCAGUCCCACUUAUUCAUAACCAAAGAGAAAGGCUUGCUUUCCAUUGUUGCUUAAGCGGGUGGUUCAAGGCCUUAAUACAACAGUAAUGAUAUGAAACCAGCACAUGCUACUUCACUUGACCGUGUAU
This is a messenger RNA of Tarenaya hassleriana, 1784 nucleotides long. RefSeq names its product monothiol glutaredoxin-S6. The transcript has a single exon. Lineage: Eukaryota; Viridiplantae; Streptophyta; Magnoliopsida; Brassicales; Cleomaceae. Bases 1163 to 1474 code for a protein of 103 amino acids. The record is from RefSeq and is a predicted model, not a curated record.